Messenger RNA from Erythranthe guttata (spotted monkey flower), 802 nucleotides. Its product is annotated as DUF538 family protein (Protein of unknown function, DUF538). The record is from RefSeq and is a predicted model, not a curated record. Lineage: Eukaryota; Viridiplantae; Streptophyta; Magnoliopsida; Lamiales; Phrymaceae.
GAUAUUUUGAGUGCGCUAUCCAUUUGGGGGUGUCAUCACAUAUCUCAAUUUGUAAAUUACCAAUUCUUCAACACUGACACUCCAAUGGCGAUACCACGAAUUAUCAUCUUCCUCUGUCUUUCCCUGGUUUCAUUCUCCGUCUCCGCAGAUGGCGGCAGCGCCGCCCACGACGAAUUGAUUAAGUACGGGUUUCCGAUCGGGCUUCUCCCGUCGAACGUGGAGAACUACACCAUAAAUCGUACAUCGGGCGUUUUCUCGAUUAUCCUUCGUGACUCUUGCCGCGUGACGCUACCUCCUGACAACUACUUGGCCACCUACUCUCGCAAAAUAAGCGGAAAGAUUGUAGAAAAUCGAAUUGCAGAACUGGAUGGGAUCAACGUCAGAGCAUUCUUCAAGUGGUGGGGUAUUACUGGAAUUAAAUCCAACGGCCAGGAUUUGGUCUUUGAAGUCGGCGUCGUUUCCGCCAAAUACCCUUCCAAGAAUUUCGACAUCUCUCCCCUCUGCGAGGGCACCCGCUCUUCUUCAUAGAGGCUGGUGUAAUGUUAUGGAGAGCUGGAUGAUCACAUUCACAUGCCUUGCCUCUUUUCAAGACAUUACUUACUCUAUGUAUUCGAUAUGGUUGUGUAUUAUUAUUAUUAUUAUCUAAUUACUUAUACGUGAUUUUAAACUAUAUAUUCUGAAUUAUUAUAAUUAAGUGUAACUCUAAUUGUUAUUCCAUAUGUAUAAAACUAGGGUAAUGUGUGAUUGUGUUCUAUUCCGCUGCAAUGCAUACUAAUAAUUAAUGUGCUUAAAUUAUUAGUUU